Molecule: messenger RNA, 1857 nt
Organism: Rana temporaria (common frog)
Lineage: Eukaryota; Metazoa; Chordata; Amphibia; Anura; Ranidae
Gene: JHY
Product: junctional cadherin complex regulator
Exons: 5
Coding region: 182-1180 (332 amino acids)
Biological process (GO): axoneme assembly
Source: RefSeq, a predicted model, not a curated record
AAGACUUCUGACUGCAUACUUUUUCUGAAUGUGAUUCCAGGUUGUAUUUCUAACAAGUGUGAAGGGGUAGCUGGCAGGUUAAUAUGAGGAAGCACAACAAUCAAAUACCUUCUAUAUUUUUUAAACAAUAGACAUUUACACAAUGGAGCUUUGCUCCAUGUCAUGAGCUGCUUCUGAUGAAAUGUGUUUUCUCUUUAAGAACAACGUAAAGCCAGUUUCCAGUGAAUCACAGCCUGUGAUUGGUGCCCUAGAGAUGGGAACCACAGAAGAGCGAGGAUCUACAGAUGGGCGCAGCAAAGAACGAAGGUCAAAGGUGACAAAUACGGAGAGUCUGGUAUCGGUCAGAAAGGACAAAAUGGAGUUUUCCUUCGGACAGCUAAGGGAUGAAUCCCAGAAAACUGAUUCCCUUCCUCCAGGAAGAUUCAGGAAUCUCUAUUUACCACCACAAGAAGAUGCUGAAAUUCACGCCAGGAGCUUUGUUCAAUGGAACAUGAAACCGCAAGAGCUGACACUUAAUGGUAACUUGGGGGUGACAGGAGACAGCUUUGAGCAGCACUAUGGGUUACCACAGUUUAAAAGACAAUCUCUGCAGGAUUUCUCUGUCACCUCUCCAGCGACACAUAACUUCCUCCAUGACACCUUCCUUCCAGAACACAAUGAUCCUCAGAAAAACUCACCAAGUAAAGACAGCACAGCAUCCAGAGAUAGAGAGAGCAAUCCAAAGAACAAUGGCCAGCAAACUCGAAAGGGGCACCGUGUGGAAGAGAGAAAUCAGAAGAUUCUGAUCAAUUUUUUGAAACAAGACAUAAAACUGGGAGGAAUCGGACCGUCGUACAUCGUCAGCCAAGAGAAGAAAGAACAGUUAAAACAACAGAAGGAGUACGCCAAAAUUAUUCAGGAACACAACAGGAAUAAACCGAUGAAAGCACGUGAAAUGCCAAUUGUACAAGAUGACAACAACAAAGGAAAAAGGCAAAAGAGCCUGGAAUACGCUAAGAGAAUUCCGCGGCCACAGCAAUCCCCCAAAGCAUCCAGCGAGAAGCAGUCUGAUGGCGGUAUGAGACGAGCGAUGAGUUAUGAUACCCUCCUCCCGCACAACAAACUUCUGGAAGAUCUGAAGGCCCGCCAUGAACAGGAGAAGGUGGCAGUGGCCGCUAUCGGUGCGCUCCACAUUAUAUGACCAUGUGUUAUGCAUGUAACCGGGCACUCACACCCGGGCAUCUGUUAGAAGCUUGUAGGGUCAGUGUAAUACACAACUGUGUUAUCAAACUUCUAGGGAAUUAAAAUAUCACUCAUCUAGCAGAUUCCUUAGUGUACAACAUGACCUGUAGGACCCAUACUGGAGAUAAAUCAAGCUUGAAGGUCACAUGGAACCAAGGCUGCUGUUAGGUGGGUAAAGGCAAUAUUGCCAUGCCAGGUUCAGGCCCUAUUGGAUCAGCAGAGGAGUGAGCUUUACCACUAGCAAUGAUGUGGUCAAUUCAUGGCGAGCCUGUCCCCCCCUCCAUGGCCAUUUUUGGUCUACUGUCUGCCCGUCUCUGGUUCCACACAUAGUCCUGUAAACAUUCCAAAACGAAGCCCGAUGCCCCAUCACCAACCCACCAAUAACAUGAGCGUCCAGCUUAUUCUGACCUGUGAUGCUGGAUAACAUGCAAUUUAUUUUGUCCAGUGGCCCUCUUAGGUAGACUACAGGGACCCAUGAUUUCCAAAGGUGGCCCUGUAUGGAGAAUUUUGUAGAAUCUGCUGUACUCCUCAAAGGAGGGUAUUUGGAAAGGAGGGUGUGUCAGCAGGGGCGGACUGACCAUUGAGGCACUCAGGCACUGCCCGAGGGCCCCGUGCCACUAGGGGGCCCCAUCAGGG